CUGCGCACGCCCGAUCACGUUUUGUUGUGUUUAUGCCGGCGUCUGUUUGCAAAUUUCCCUAACUGGUUGGAAAUUUUGCAAUUUUGAGCCAUGGACGCCGAUUUAUAUGAUGAAUUCGGUAAUUAUAUUGGACCGGAAUUAGAGUCCGACGACGAGGAAGAAGAAACCUACCGCGAUGCUGAGCCAGAGCAAGAGGAAUAUGACGAAGAGGCGAUGGACGAGGACGGCAACGUUGAUGACGAGCCGGCGCCGUUGGCCGUUGUCCUGCACGAGGACAAAAGAUACUAUCCAUUAGCCUCUGAGGUGUUUGGUCCUGACGUGGAGACCAUAGUCCAGGAAGAGGACACGCAGGCCCUGGACAAGCCGCUCAUCGAGCCGGUCAAGAAGCACAAGUUCCAGGUCAAGCAACAGGACCUUCCUGAUACCAUUUACAACAUGGAAUUCUUGGCCGAUUUGAUGGACACAGCGCCUCUCAUCAGAAAUGUAGCCAUCGUAGGCAAUUUGCAUCACGGAAAGACCAGCUUCGUAGACUGCCUGGUUGAGCAAACUCACUUGUACAUGCAGCAGCUGGAAGACAAAAGUAUGCGUUACACAGACACGCUGAUCACUGAGCAAGAAAGGGGUGUCAGCAUCAAGGCCAUGCCAGUCACUCUCGUCAUGCAGGAUGUGCGGAACAAGUCGUUUCUAAUGAACAUUUUCGACACUCCUGGUCAUGUGAAUUUUUCUGACGAAGCAACUGCUGCGAUGAGGAUGUGUGACGGUGUGGUUUUGUUUGUGGAUGCUGCUGAGGGGGUCACACUGCAGACGGAGAGGCUGUUGAAGCACUCGAUCCAGGAGAAAAUGGGCCUCACAGUUUGCAUCAACAAAAUCGACCGAUUGAUGAUUGAGCUGAAACUGCCUCCCCUUGAUGCCUACUUCAAACUGCGACACAUCUUGGAGGAAUUGAACGGUCUCCUUGGGUUGUACUCCGAGGAAGAAAAUCCUUUAAUUUUCUCCCCCCUCAACGGAAAUGUUUGCUUCGCCAGUGCUCAGUUUGGGAUUUGCUUCACUCUCAAGUCUUUUGCCAAAAUCUAUGCUGAGACUUAUGGAGGAGUGAAUCCAAACGAGUUUGCCAAGAGGCUCUGGGGAGACAUUUACUUCAACAGCAAAACUCGCAAGUUCUCCAAGAAAGCGCCUCACAACGCACCACAGAGGAGUUUCGUCGAGUUCAUCCUGGAGCCCCUUUACAAAAUUUUUGCCCAGGUUGUUGGUGACGUGGAUGUGUCUUUGCCGGACUUGAUGAGCGAACUUGGCAUUCACUUGACCAAAGAGGAAAUGAAGAUGAACAUCAGACCGCUUUUGCGUCUUGUCUGCAGCAAGUUCAUCGGUCACUUCAGUGGUUUUGUGGACAUGUGUGUGCAGCACAUCAAAUCUCCCCUCGACAACGCCAAGGGCAAAGUCGAGCACAUCUACACGGGGCCUCUGGAGUCCGAGAUAGCUGAAGACAUGUGCAAAUGUGACCCAGAGGGGCGGUUAAUGGUCCACAGUACGAAAAUGUAUCCGACAGAUGACUGCACAUUUUUCCAAGUGUUGGCCAGAGUGAUGAGUGGAACCCUUUACGCCAAUCAGGAUGUGAGGGUGCUUGGAGAGAAUUACACGGCAGCUGACGAGGAAGACUCUCGCGUUCUCACAGUCGGUCGGCUCUGGAUUUACGAAGCUAGGUAUAAGGUUCAGGUCAACAGAAUCCCGGCUGGAAACUGGGUGCUCAUUGAAGGCAUUGACCAGCCCAUUGUCAAAACUUCUACCAUCACAGAUCCUAGCAUCGACGACGAACUCUACAUUUUCCGGCCGCUGAAAUUCAACACCCAGUCUGUCAUUAAAAUUGCUGUUGAGCCAGUAAAUCCAUCAGAAUUACCAAAAAUGUUGGAUGGCCUUCGAAAGGUCAACAAAUCGUACCCCCUCUUGACCACAAGAGUUGAGGAAUCUGGAGAGCAUGUGGUAUUGGGCACAGGAGAACUUUACUUGGAUUGUGUCAUGCACGAUUUGAGGAAAAUGUACUCUGAAAUAGACAUCAAAGUUGCGGAUCCAGUUGUUGCGUUUUGCGAGACUGUUGUUGAGACAUCUUCACUCAAAUGCUUUGCCGAAACUCCCAACAAGAAGAACAAAAUCACAAUGAUUGCUGAACCUCUAGAAAAGGGACUCGCGGAGGACAUUGAAAAUGAAGUGGUGCAAAUUUCAUGGAAUAAGAAGAGAUUAGGAGAAUUCUUCCAGACAAAGUACGACUGGGAUUUGCUGGCUGCCAGAUCCAUCUGGGCGUUUGGCCCUGAGGUCACGGGCCCCAACAUUCUGGUCGACGACACUCUGCCCUCUGAAGUAGACAAAGGUCUGCUCAUUUCUGUCAAAGACUCGAUUGUUCAGGGCUUCCAGUGGGGCACCAGAGAAGGUCCUUUGUGCGAGGAACCUAUUAGAAACGUCAAGUUCAAAAUUCUAGACGCCGUCAUUGCUCAGGAACCCCUUCACAGAGGCGGAGGCCAAAUUAUUCCCACGGCGCGACGUGUUGCCUACUCUGCGUUUUUGAUGGCCACACCUCGUCUGAUGGAGCCGUACAACUUUGUGGAAGUCCACGCACCUGCAGAUUGUGUGUCUGCCGUGUACACAGUCCUGGCCAGAAGAAGAGGACACGUGACACAGGAUGCGCCAGUGCCUGGGUCACCUCUGUACAUGAUCAAGGCCUUCAUCCCAGCCAUCGAUUCAUUCGGCUUCGAGACAGAUCUCAGGACGCACACCCUUGGCCAGGCAUUUUCACUCUCAGUGUUCCACCACUGGCAGAUUGUCCCUGGUGACCCGCUGGACAAGAGUAUCGUAAUUCGACCUCUGGAACCGCAGCCGGCCACUCAUCUGGCCAGAGAGUUCAUGAUCAAAACUCGCAGGAGGAAGGGUCUGAGUGAAGACGUGUCCAUUAACAAAUUCUUCGACGACCCCAUGUUGCUGGAGUUGGCCAGACAAGAUGUGCUCCUCAAUUAUCCUCUGUAAUCUAAACCGUGUUUGUAAUUUCUGUGUCGUGGAGUGGCAUCAUUCCAUUAGAUAAAUAUAGUUUUUAAUUCAACUUAA
Neocloeon triangulifer is the source of this 3090-nucleotide messenger RNA. Its product is annotated as 116 kDa U5 small nuclear ribonucleoprotein component. The transcript has 13 exons. Bases 91 to 3012 code for a protein of 973 amino acids. Lineage: Eukaryota; Metazoa; Arthropoda; Insecta; Ephemeroptera; Baetidae. Gene Ontology annotation, molecular function: translation elongation factor activity; GTPase activity; GTP binding. Gene Ontology annotation, cellular component: U4/U6 x U5 tri-snRNP complex; U2-type catalytic step 2 spliceosome; cytosol. The record is from RefSeq and is a predicted model, not a curated record. Gene Ontology annotation, biological process: mRNA splicing, via spliceosome.